This is a messenger RNA of Archocentrus centrarchus (flier cichlid), 2527 nucleotides long. RefSeq names its product TNF receptor-associated factor 6 (gene traf6). Gene Ontology annotation, biological process: lipopolysaccharide-mediated signaling pathway; protein ubiquitination; innate immune response. Gene Ontology annotation, cellular component: plasma membrane signaling receptor complex. The transcript has 8 exons. Gene Ontology annotation, molecular function: zinc ion binding; ubiquitin protein ligase activity; tumor necrosis factor receptor binding. Bases 24 to 1796 code for a protein of 590 amino acids. The record is from RefSeq and is a predicted model, not a curated record. Lineage: Eukaryota; Metazoa; Chordata; Actinopteri; Cichliformes; Cichlidae.
CAGAGCUAAAAUGAAGCCUCCUCAUGUCGUUGAUGACGGUCUGGAAAAAAAAAAAAGAAAAAACAGGAAAUUCUGUAGAAACCAAAAGCUCGAGAAUUUUCACGGCCGAGAUGGCCUGCUGUGAAAGCAGUAAGGGAAGUUUGGAGGAGGACAGCUAUGAAGGGCCUGUCGCAGGAGAGCUGUCUGGCUGUGCUUUGGCAAUGCUGGAAAAGGUUCAGGAAUCCCUUCUUAGCCCUUCGGAGAACCCCGGUGCCCCUCUUCAGGGCUACGAUGUGGAGUUUGACCCCCCGCUAGAGAGUAAAUAUGAGUGCCCUAUCUGCCUCAUGGCUUUGAGGAAUGCCAUUCAGACACGAUGUGGUCAUCGUUUCUGCAAGAGCUGCAUUGAGAAGUCCAUCCGUGAUACAGGUCAAAGGUGCCCCGUGGACAAUGAAAUGCUGUCAGAAGACCAACUGUUCCCUGAUAACUUUGCCAAAAGGGAGAUUCUGUCACUAACCGUUCGCUGCCCGAACUUGGGCUGUGCUGACAAGAUGGAGCUUCGACAUUUAGAGGAUCAUUUGGUGCAUUGUGAGUUUGCUACCGUGCCUUGUUCACAGUGCCAGCAGUCUGUGAGAAAGAGCCACUUAGACGAACACAUAACCACCGAGUGCCAAAGAAGACCCGUGUCAUGUCCAGAUUGUGUGGCAUGCUUUGUUUAUGAGGAGAGAGAGCUUCAUCAGCAGCAGUGUCCCUUUGCCAGUGUAACGUGUCAGUACUGUGAGAUGGACCUCAUCAGAGACCAGAUGGAAUCGCACUGUGACACAGAUUGCCCAAAAGCCCCGAUCGCCUGUAACUUCAGCAUCUUUGGAUGUAAGGAAAGGAUGCAACGCCACAACCUGGCUCAGCACAUGCAGGAGUUCACACAGAUGCAUAUGCGCUACAUGGCUGAGUUUCUGCGUGGCCUUAGCCUCAAUGGUACCACACCCAAACCCCUGAGGACAUUAGGACCUUCACUUUCCUCAGAAGAUCAAGGAGCUGCUGCAUCAGUAUCAGCCUGUAGUGGGCCCAGAGGAGCUGCAGCUCUAAGCUGCAAUAACAGUUGUGCUCCAGGUCCGCCUAGCGAAGAGAUGCAGCAGAGGCUCAGAGAGAUGGAUGGACGAUUGGUGAAGCAGGAUCACCAGCUCCGUGAACUCAUCAUCUUAAAAGACACUCAUGUGGGCCAACUAGCAGAGCUCCGGCGUAGGGUGUCGGUAUUGGAGGACACAGUGAAAGAGCUGGAGGCCCAGCAAUGCCAGGGUAUCUUCAUCUGGCGCCUCAAAGGUUUUUCAGCCCACAUGCGGAACCAAGAAGCGGGCAUGCCAGUGGUUGAGCACAGUCCCGGCUUCUACACAGGCCGUCCAGGCUACAAGCUGUGCCUGCGCUUACACCUGCAGACCCCCAAUGCCCCUCGCUGCUCCAACUACAUCUCCCUAUUUGUGCACACCAUGCAAGGAGCUUUUGACGGGCAGCUUACCUGGCCAUUUCAAGGAACCAUCCGGCUUGCCAUCCUAGACCAGGGCCCUGAGGGUCAGCAUCACAUGGAGGCAAUGGAGACUAAACCAGAUCUGCAGGCCUUCCAGAAGCCGACAAUUCAGCGAAACCCCAAAGGAUUUGGCUACGUCACCUUCAUGCACCUGUCGCAGCUGAGUCAGAGAGCUUACGUUAAAGAUGACACUCUCCUUAUCCGCUGUGAGGUGACACCACGUUUUGACAGUAUGCUUCACCGUGAGGGACCAGCAGUACAGCCAAGAGGACCGGAGGCCUUUGUUUCAAGAGACUAAAGUCAAACUCAUUUGUGUGGGAUCCUCAUCACACUGCCGUGUACAGGACCUCGACCAGUGUUUCAGUAAUUUAGUAAAGUUUAUCUUAAUUUCUGAACAUCAAGCAGACAAAGAUUCAUGUUACCAACCUUUUAAAAUAGUUAUUUAUUUUUUCAAGAUCAAUGUGAUGUUUGUUUUUAAUAGAUGUAUACAGCGCCUAAAAUGAUGCUGUUAAGAUAAUGUAAACAAUUAGUUUUUAAUCAGCUCAGCAUCACAGACUUUGCUUUCUUGUUGUGGUUGUGGGAGACAAAAUGUAAAAUCCUCUGCAGAUUUUUUAUUUUUUUUUCUUUGUGUCAUUUUUGAACACUCUUUUUUCCUGAUGAUCUGCAAACAUGUACAAGGCAUGGGAGUAAUGCAUUGCUUAUUAACAACUGGAGAACAUGGAAAUGAAGUAGUGUAUAAAAGCCUUAAAGCAACAUGUGAACAGAUGAGGGCGAAGCCCCUCGAAACAGCUGUGGUAUGUGUGGUAAUUUGUUGUAGCCACAGUUGGUCACAUGAUAUCUUAUAUUGAAUCAUGAACAAAAAUAAGUCACUGGAUAACAUUGGAAAAAUAAACAGUCGUUAUAGACACAGUCUUUGUAAAAGUUAUUUUAAUGCCAUUUAUGUGUGCUGAGUCUACUAACUCAGCUAUACACAGAUUCUCAUGUGAAACUGUGGUGACACCAAAGCAGCAGAAGCCUAAAGAGCCCCCC